CCGCAGUAAGAUCGUUGGAGCUCCAAUGCACGAUCUGCUCUUAUGGAACCACGCCACAGUGACCACCUGUCAUUCAAAGACCCUCAACCUUGCUGAACAGGGGUUGCUGUUGGAGGUGGAUACUCUCAGAUUAUCCCAUUAGAAGAGGUCAGCCUUCAGCCUUCAGGCCAGAAUGAGCUCAUCUCUGCUGCCAGUAGAGUGGUGAUGGACACUAUUAAAGCACAUGCUCACUAUGAGACCAAGCUUUCUGAGAAGGCUUUGUUUGACUUAUUGGUUCCUCUCAGAGAGGGUCAAAGGUCUGUCUCCCCAGCCCAGCUCAGCCGACUGAAGAAACUGGGCAUUGAGAAAUCUGACCCCUUGACCUUCACAGGGACCGAGAUUAGACGUUUUGUCCGAUUGGACAUUGACCCAGAAACUACAACAGAUUCUGGCUCUUUGGAAAAUGAGAUCAUGGCUAUACUGUCACUCAGCAGCAGUGAGGAGGAGAUGCAGCAGAGGCUGGCCAAGAUAGUAGUGGCUACAAACAAAUCUGGGGAUCCUGUCACCACAGAGGAUUUAAAUAUCAGUGGUCCAUUGGCCAUGCUAUUGAAAGAUGCCCUUAAACCUGUCUUGAUGCAAACUGUAGAGGGUACACCGGUGUUUCUUCACACCAGCCCAUUAGAUGACAUUGCCCAUGGCAGUCCUUCCAUUCUGGCAGACAAAAUCGCUUUAAAAAUGGUCGGAUCCAAAGGAUUUGUAGUUACUGAGUCUGGUCAUGGUGCUGACAUUGGCUUGGAGAAGUUCUUCAACAUUAAAUGCCGCUACUCGGGCCUGCAGCCAAAUGUGGUAGUGAUGGUGGCCACGGUUCGUACCUUGAAGAUGCAUGGCGGUGCCCCCCCUGUCCAAGCAGGUUUGCCCCUUCCAAAAGAGUAUUCACAGGAGAACCUCGAGCAGCUGGAGAGAGGCUGUUGUCACCUGAGGAGACAGGUGGAAAAUGCACAAGCAUUUGGAUUGCCAGUGAUCGUAGCUGUCAACAAAUUCAGCUCUGAUACUGACGCUGAGCUGGAGCUGGUGUGUGGCCAGGCGAAGCAGGCUGGUGCCUUCGAUGCAGUGCAGUGCACUAACUGGUCUGAGGGGGGCGCUGGAGCGCUGGCUCUGGCCGAAGCUGUUCAGAGAGCAACAAAACUACCUGGAAGUUUCAGGUUCCUGUACGACUCACAGAUUCCAGCUGCUGAUACGUUAAGGACUGUGGCACAGAAGAUGUACGGUGCGAAAGAUAUCGAGCUGUCUCCAAAAGCACAGGAAAAGCUUGCACUUUAUACAAAACAGGGCUUUGGGAAUUUGCCAGUUUGCAUAGCCAAAACACACCUGUCCUUGAGUAAUGACCCCAUGAUGAAGGGAGCGCCCACCAACUUUGUGCUGCCCAUAACCGAUAUCAAGGCCAAUGCCGGAGCAGGUUUCCUCUGCUGCCUAACUGACUCGACAAAUGCAGAAAUGGAUGAUCCCAUGUGGCCCUGUUUCCAUGGCAACAACCUUUACCAUGACAGCAAGUAGCUCAAUGGUUACUUGCUAAGGUGGGAAAGCUGAAUUUGGUUUAAAUAAUGGUCAAUAAAACUUUUAAUAACUAGAAAGAAACACUUUUCUUUUUAAAAUGGCUAAAUGAUUUUUAAAACCUACAAAAACUCUUCAGUCGAAUCACAGCAUCAUAUUCUAGCACCAAAUGGUCAAAACAUCCUAUGUGAAAACAGCUAAUUAUCAAUAUAUAUUGUCACUGUAUUAUCUUUAAUUUUGUAAACUGACAAAUGAUGUUGCUGUGUACAGUAUUUUAAUUCACUCCAGAUUUCACUGUUAUUAUGCUGUGCUUCUUGAACCAUAAGAUAUUUUUAGCCAUGACUGAGCUUUAGCAGCACAGAACCAAUUGUCUGUCAGUAUUUUUCUUAUUGGCAUGUUUAUGCUGAAGUUUGCCAGUAUUAUUGAAAGUCCCAUUUAAUUUUAUUAGGCAAUGCAUUGAUUCUAUGAGAUAGCUUCCAUGUCUGUACAUUUAAUAUGUUAUCUUAUCUGACUCAAAUAAAAUCUUGGCUUGGCCUUUAAUGAAGUUUCUAGUUGCUAUAGAUACUAAGCUGACAGCCUGAUUGUAAACUAUAAUUAAAUAAUUGUAUAUUUA
Ctenopharyngodon idella (grass carp) is the source of this 2143-nucleotide messenger RNA. It is a transcript of the gene mthfd1a, whose product is annotated as methylenetetrahydrofolate dehydrogenase (NADP+ dependent) 1a, methenyltetrahydrofolate cyclohydrolase, formyltetrahydrofolate synthetase. Gene Ontology annotation, molecular function: ATP binding; formate-tetrahydrofolate ligase activity. The transcript is spliced from 15 exons. The record is from RefSeq and is a predicted model, not a curated record. Lineage: Eukaryota; Metazoa; Chordata; Actinopteri; Cypriniformes; Xenocyprididae. The coding region runs from base 205 to 1533 and encodes 442 amino acids.